CGUGGUGCCACCCCGCCCAGCAGGGAAUUUUUUUUCUUUUCUUUCCGAAGGUGGGGUUUUGCUGCGCUACCCUAGAGGACCCCGAAUCCGCAAUAAAAGAAGUAAAGAGCUAGUGCAAUUAAGAAAUCCGGAUUGGAUGGCCUGGACCCAGAUAAUGACGGGCUAAGGACGGCGCAACUGCUGACGAUCGUUUCACCAGAAUGGCUCGCCAGGCUAGGGGACUCCCAGGGAGGAUUGCUGGGGAGGGUGGAAACAAUGGAAAACCAAUAACCUUGUAUGGGGAAGCUGAAGAAGAUUGCAACAAGGCUUUGAUGCUGGAUAAAUGCUGUGUAAAAGCAUUAUUCCGCCGGGCAAUUGCACGCAGAACUCUGAAUCGUCCAAAAGAGGCCCUAUCGGAUUACAAGCAGGCUCUCAAGGUAGAUGGAAAAAAUGAAGAGCUUGCAAAGAUCAUCCAGGAGCUGGAGAAGGAUAUAUGGAACAAAGAAGAAGAGAAGGCCUUGAUAUCACAGGUCAAGAGGAGAAAGCAAGGAGGGCCUGGAGAUGGAGAGUCUCCUUCGCUUUCAGAAUACACCAAACAGGGGGAAUGCAUUGACAGCGUGGAAGACCUAGUUCUGAAGCUGAAGGCAGAUGAAGGGAUGUCGACGGAGGGAUUUCAAAAAAUCGCGCAAGACUUAAAAUCUAUCCUUGUAAAUGGGAAUUCUGGCCCUUUCUGUUUUAUUGGGCCCCCUCUUCAGGAUCUUCUUUCCUCUGGGGUUUGGGAGAACAUGCUCGUCCUGUAUGAUGAUGCGGUCGGGGACAAUUAAGCCAAGGCCCACGCCUGCUGAACAGGCAGAAAUCGAUCGUUGGCAGGCAGAGAAAAAGAAAAAGAAAGAAGACAGAAAAAGACAAAAGGAAGAAGAAAUAAAGAAAAAAGUGCAGGUAGAAGAAGAAAGAUUAAAAAGGGAAAUGAAAGCAAAAUUUGGAA
Molecule: messenger RNA, 964 nt
Organism: Chara braunii
Lineage: Eukaryota; Viridiplantae; Streptophyta; Charophyceae; Charales; Characeae
Source: the annotation of a GenBank genome assembly